Messenger RNA from Didymosphaeria variabile, 1407 nucleotides. RefSeq lists its product as uncharacterized. Bases 1 to 1407 code for a protein of 468 amino acids. Gene Ontology annotation, molecular function: oxidoreductase activity; FAD binding. The record is from RefSeq and is a predicted model, not a curated record. NCBI's taxonomy places the organism in Eukaryota, Fungi, Ascomycota, Dothideomycetes, Pleosporales, Didymosphaeriaceae. The transcript has 3 exons.
AUGUUCAGCUCGCUGAAUACUGGGCACGAUUAUCUCGGUAGAAACACUGGAGGCGGUGCUCUUCAAGUGUACGUGCAUCAUUUGAAACGCUUUGAGUAUCUACCGUUGUUCCAGAUUGGAGAAUAUGAAGGGAAGGCCGCUAGGGUCGGUGCAGCACUGGAGCAAUAUGAACUGUUUCCCCAUAUGGAAGAAAACAAUAUCACUUUACUCGCUCCCGGAUCCUCGACGGUCGGUGCUUACGGAGGUUACAUGCAAGGAGGCGGCUUCUCGUACAUCACGUCCAAGUUCGGGCUCAUGGCUGAUCAAGUACUGGCAUUGGAAGUUGUAACAGCUGAUGGCAGAUUCGUCCAUGCAAACCCGGAGGCCAACGAAGACCUAUUUUACGCUAUCCGAGGCGGGGGCCCGAGCAACUAUGGUAUCAUAACAUCAGCAAUAGUGAAAGCACACGACUCCAUAUCCGUCGCCCGUAUGAGCUUCAAUUUCCAGACCGGCGCAAAUAUCGAACAGGCCAACAGUACCACCUGGGCCGACAAUACGACCGCAUACGCAGAAGCCACAAACGAGACCUUCUGGAACGGUGUCAAUGCCUACUUCUCUCAUCUUGUGCGCAUCAACAACGCAAAAGGAAUUGGCUGGAACACCAUCUCAACCCAAGCCCCCAACCCUAUAUUCAACAGAACCCAACGCAUCUUCUCCUUCACCGGUCAAGUGAUUAUACCAAGCAUGUCCGCGUCUGACUUCAAUGCCUUCGUUGCACCUAUAAUUCAAGAUCUGAGCGACAUUGGUAUAAAAGUCAAUGCAACCGUCGGCUGGUGGCCCAGCUACCCGGCCUACUCCUUCCGACCAAAUGGCCCCGGUGAAGCCGUCGGCAACGGCCGCUUCGCCUCACGUCUCUUUCCACGCUCCAUCUUCGAGGACCCGAGCUCCCCAGAGUUCCUCAGAGCGAUGGCUGCCAUACGCACGUUCGUGGAAGAAGGCCACUACAGCUUCCAUAGCGUCGACUACCAUCCCUCUUAUGCCACAGCAGGCUAUCCGGGCGCCAAUUCCGCGGUCAACCCUCAUCUUCGGACUGCUAUCAUGCAUGCGACAGGCUUCGACACCGGCAGCUACGGUCCCGAACGUACUCCCGAAGAGAUGAUUGCGAGCCAUGCGAGGUUGAAUGAGUACGCGCAGAAGUGGCGGGAUGCAACCCCAGGGAGUGGAGCGUAUAUGAACGAGGCCGACACCGAAGAGCCUAAUUUCCAGGACAGCUUCUAUGGAAGCAACUAUAAGAGACUACUAGGUAUAAAGAGGAAGAGAGAUCCUUGGGGCGUAUUUUAUGCUGUUACCGGAGUUGGUAGUGAUGAGUGGAAGGUGGAAGGAACUGAUGGGCUGCCGACUCAGCAAGGCAGAUUGUGCCGGGUCUAG